CGGAAGUGCAGGCCCCGGAGCGGAGCCGCCAUCAUGGCCGACAAGAUGGACAUGUCCCUGGACGAUAUCAUCAAGCUGAACCGCAGCCAGCGGGGGGCCGGUCGCGCCGGGGGCGGCCGCGGAGGCCGGGGCCGAGGAGGCGCCGCCCGCGGAGGGGGGCCCGGCCGGGGCAGUGUUGGCGUCGGGCGAGCAGGAGGCGGCGGCCCCCUGCGGAACAGGCCGAUCAUGGCCCGAGGCGGCGGCAGGAACCGGCCCGCGCCCUACAGCCGGCCAAAGCAACUCCCCGAAAAGUGGCAGCAUGACCUGUUUGACAGCGGCUUUGGGGCUGGGGCAGGCGUGGAAACCGGGGGGAAGCUCCUGGUUUCUAAUCUAGACUUUGGUGUGUCGGAUGCAGAUAUCCAGGAGCUCUUUGCAGAGUUUGGGACUUUGAAGAAGGCAGCGGUGCAUUAUGAUCGGUCUGGACGCAGUUUAGGGACAGCAGAUGUGCAUUUUGAAAGAAAGGCAGAUGCUCUGAAAGCUAUGAAGCAGUACAAUGGAGUCCCCCUGGAUGGGCGCCCUAUGAACAUUCAGCUGGUUACAUCACAGAUAGACACACAGCGGAGACCAGCACAGAGUGUAAUCAGAGGAGGCAUGACCAGAAACCGUGGUGGUUCAGGAGGAUUUGGUGGUGGAGGUGGCAACAGGCGAGGUAACCGUGGUGGGAACCGAGGGAGAGGCAGAGGGGCUGGAAGAAGUUCCAAACAGCAGCUCUCUGCAGAAGAACUAGAUGCACAGUUGGAUGCUUAUAAUGCCAGGAUGGACACCAGUUAAAGCAGUGAGCACAUCCCCUGCAUGGAAAGGACUCCAGACAUCUCAUUCCAUGCUCUCCGGAGGGAGGGGUGUAUGACUGUGGCCACUAAUAUCAAGGAUGGAAUUUGUUUUACUUUUAUGUUUGGAAUAGGUUUUAAACUCAUGUAAAGGUUUUUUUUUAAUUCUGAAACAGAUCUGUUUUGUACCGAGUUAUUUUUGGGAUAAAUUUUACUGGUUGCCUGUUGGGCUGAGGUGGUUUUUUCACCUUUGCCGUAAUAAAAUAGAAAUGUGUCUAGAGCUGUAAACGUCUGCUUCGUGUUGCAGCUGGAGUCCAGGGAUGGAGCCUGGCCUGGGGCUGCAGGAAUGUGAAUAUGGUGGGUAGGGAUCAGGGAAAUUGGUAUGCAGGUCCAUUUCUAAAUGUUGGUGUCAAGUCACUCUCCUCUGAGGAAGGGGGGGUUGCUGUUCUGCCUCAGAUCUUCCCUGUCCCCACAGUGUCAGUGGUGGCCUGUUAACUGUGCACACCCAACUUCCCUGUGCUGAGUAGAGCCUGUGGGUAGCUGCACAAUCAAAUACUGCUCUAUUUAAACAUCUGCCUGAAAUGAAAUGAAGACUCACUCCAGUGUAACGAGUUAAUAAAAGGUGCACAAACCUCCUUGCUGGUCUCUGGGAGGAGGUGAAAUUCUUGUUGAAGUUGUUUUGUAUUUAACACUUGGUUCCAAAGUUCAGUGCUGGUCCCACCUCUUCAGUAUUUUUACUGUAAACAGUUGCUGUGCAAAUUCAGUGACUCUAAAAUGCCAAGUAAAGAUUUAGUCUUUCAACUA
Malaclemys terrapin pileata is the source of this 1610-nucleotide messenger RNA. It is a transcript of the gene ALYREF, whose product is annotated as Aly/REF export factor. Gene Ontology annotation, molecular function: mRNA binding. The coding region runs from base 34 to 810 and encodes 258 amino acids. Gene Ontology annotation, cellular component: nucleus. The transcript is spliced from 6 exons. Lineage: Eukaryota; Metazoa; Chordata; Testudines; Emydidae. Gene Ontology annotation, biological process: mRNA export from nucleus. The record is from RefSeq and is a predicted model, not a curated record.